AUGGCUCGUGGUAUUUCUUUCGCUCUCUGGGCGCUCUCCCUCGGCCAGAGUGCCUUUGCUGCCCCCAAUGUCUCUCCUCGCGCCGGAGUUGGUUCUCUGGACUCUUGGUUGUCCGCUGAGACCACCUACUCUCUCAACAGCAUUCUCACCAACACCGGAUCCAACGGUGCCUAUGCGAAGAGCGCGAAGCCUGGUAUCAUCAUUGCCAGUCCCAGUCUGGAGGGUCCUAAUUACUACUACACCUGGACUCGCGAUGCCGCUCUGACCAUGAGAGUGUUGAUCGAGGAGUUCCGCAACGGAAAAAUCGAGCUUCAGAAUGUGCUGAAGGACUAUAUAAACUCGCAGGCUUUCCUCCAGACCGUGGACAACCGCUCUGGUGGUCUCGCCAGCGGUGGUCUGGCCGAGCCCAAGUACAAUGUGGACAUGACCGCCUUCACUGGUGACUGGGGUCGUCCUCAGCGUGAUGGCCCAGCUCUGCGUGCCACCGCCAUGAUUGACUUCGGCAACUGGCUGAUUGACAAUGGCUAUGCCAGCUACGCCAAGGACAACAUCUGGCCCAUCGUCCGCAACGAUCUGUCGUAUGUGGCCCAGUACUGGCCCCAGAGCGGCUUUGACCUCUGGGAAGAAAUCAACAGCAUGUCCUUUUUCACGAUCGCUGCCUCGCACCGUUCCCUCGUCGAGGGAAGCGCCUUUGCCAAGCGCGUUGGCGCCUCGUGCUCCUGGUGUGACUCCCAGGCCCCCCAGGUUCUCUGCUACCAGCAGAGCUUCUGGACCGGCUCCUACAUGAAGGCCAACACUGGCGGUGGCCGCUCCGGCAAGGACGCCAACACCGUCCUGGCCAGUAUCCACCUGUUCGACCCCGAGGCUGGCUGCGACGAUGCCACCUUCCAGCCCUGCUCUCCCCGCGCUCUCUCCAACAUCAAGGUCUUUGUCGAUUCUUUCCGCGGCAGUCUCUACCCCGUCAACAACGGUAUUCCCCAGGGCAAGGCCGUUGCCAUUGGCCGUUACCCCGAGGAUGUCUACUACAGCGGAAACCCCUGGUUCCUGACCACCCUGGCCGUCGCCGAGCAGCUGUAUGACGCCAUCUACCAGUGGAAGAAGAGCGGCGCCAUCACCAUCACCAGUACUUCGCUGCCUUUCUUCCAGGAACUGUACAGCGCUGCUUCCACCCGCACCUAUGCCUCCUCGGACCCGGCCUUCAACGCGAUCAUCGACUCGGUCAAGACUUACGCCGACGGCUACGUCAGCAUUGUGCAAUCCCACUCCGCCAACAACGGCUCCCUCUCCGAGCAGUUCGACAAGACCUACGGCAUGUCCACCUCCGCCCGCGACCUGACCUGGUCGUACGCCGCUCUCCUGACUGCCAACGCCCGCCGCGCCGGUGUCGUCCCCCCGUCCUGGGCCGCAGCCCAGAACAACCAGAUCCCCGGCUCGUGCUCCAACAGCGGCGCCACCGGCACCUACCAGCCCGCCCCGAUUAACAGCUGGCCCGUCCUGAGCAGCGGCACCCCCGGCACCCCCGGCACCACCACCACCGCCGCGACUGUUGGCACCUCCACCACCACCACCGCGCCCACCAGCACCACCACCGGCCCCGGCCAGUGCACCGUCCCCACCGCCGUGUCCGUGACCUUCGACGAGCUCGCGGCCACCGCCUACGGCGAGACCAUUCUCAUCGUCGGCUCCAUCCCGGAGCUGGGCAGCUGGGACGCCACCAAGGCCGUCGCCCUCAGCGCCACCAAAUACAGUGCCAGCAACCCCCUGUGGUUCGUGACCAUCGACCUGCCCGCCGGCAAGAGCUUCGAGUACAAGUACAUCCGCAAGCAGACCAACGGCAACGUCAAGUGGGAGAGCAACCCCAACCGCUCCUACAAGGUGCCUGCCACCUGCAACACCUUGACUGACGUCAAGAACGAUACCUGGCGGUAA
Aspergillus clavatus NRRL 1 is the source of this 1929-nucleotide messenger RNA. Its product is annotated as putative glucan 1,4-alpha-glucosidase. The coding region runs from base 1 to 1929 and encodes 642 amino acids. The transcript has 5 exons. Lineage: Eukaryota; Fungi; Ascomycota; Eurotiomycetes; Eurotiales; Aspergillaceae. The record is from RefSeq and is a predicted model, not a curated record. Gene Ontology annotation, cellular component: fungal-type vacuole. Gene Ontology annotation, molecular function: starch binding; glucan 1,4-alpha-glucosidase activity. Gene Ontology annotation, biological process: polysaccharide catabolic process.